AUGGGUAGAAGUGCGCUGGUGGCAGCGUCUAGAAAAGGGGCCGUGAUGGGUCACCUUAAAAUCGCACCAACCUUCAUGUCUCGACUUACACCUCUAAGGCUUCACCUUAUAAAUGAAAACCCAGUCCAAAUCCAAGAAGAUUACACUGCAAUUCUUGAAAAUGAAGAUUUUGGACUUCUUGACAAUGCCGGCCUCAAUGGUUUCGAACAUGAAACGAGCAGAUUUAAGGUUGAAACCUUCGAAGCUCCGAGAAAUAUCGACAAUUCAAAUGUAGGUUUUUCUACAGAGAGAAAGUGCAAAUCCAAGAAGGCUGAUGGCCUGCCCUCCAAGAAUCUAAUGGCGGAAAGAAGGCGAAGGAAGCGACUAAAUGAUCGUCUUUCCAUGCUCCGAUCAAUUGUCCCCAAGAUAAGCAAGAUGGAUAGGACAUCAAUUCUUGGAGAUACAAUAGAUUAUAUGAAAGAGCUUCUUGAUAAAAUUAAUAAGCUGAGGGAAGAGGAGAUAGAUGAGAAUACGAAUCAAAUUAACUUGACAGGAAACUUGAAGGAGAUAAAGCCAAAUGAUGAUCAAGUACUAUUGAGGAACCCUUCAAAGUUCGACGUAGAAAGGAAAGACCAAGAUACUCAUAUCAAGAUGUGUUGUACAGCAAAGUCGGGAUUAUUAUUAUCGACACUUAGUACACUUGAAGCGUUAGGCCUCGAUAUUCAACAAUGUGUCAUCAGCUGUUUCAGUGAUUUUUCAUUGCAAGCUUCCUGUUAUGAGGCAGUCGAUCAUCGUUCGGUCAUGAGUUGUGAAGAUGUAAAGCACGCAUUGUUUAGAAAUGCAGGCUAUGGUGGAAGGUGA
Fraxinus pennsylvanica is the source of this 840-nucleotide messenger RNA. Lineage: Eukaryota; Viridiplantae; Streptophyta; Magnoliopsida; Lamiales; Oleaceae. The record is from the annotation of a GenBank genome assembly.